Molecule: messenger RNA, 4298 nt
Organism: Lotus japonicus
Lineage: Eukaryota; Viridiplantae; Streptophyta; Magnoliopsida; Fabales; Fabaceae
Product: protein TIME FOR COFFEE-like
Exons: 11
Coding region: 170-3688 (1172 amino acids)
Biological process (GO): regulation of circadian rhythm
Cellular component (GO): nucleus
Source: RefSeq, a predicted model, not a curated record
UUAAAAUAAAAAGGGUUUAGAGAGAGAAGAGGCAGCAGAAGUGUUUGCUCUGACAAAAUUGAGCGCCGCCGUCAAUACUGAUCUUCCGGUGACGCGCCGCUGUUGCUAUCGGAAACUGACUCGCCGUCGUUCAGUUUGAUUACAUGUUAGAAGGAAGAAGAAGAAAAGCAUGGACAGAACCAGAGAAUCUAGAAGAUCAUCCAUGACCAUGGCGUCCUCCACCAAUGGAUUUCCCACGCGCCGACCUCGAAGUGUUCCUCUCAGAGACUCUUCCGAGGAAGGAGCGGUGGUGCAGGUGAGGGAAGCUUCGAGCAAGAAGGGAAGGAAUCGAGAGAAGGAUAGGGAUUCGUCGAGUCGGAGCAAGAGGAGGAGAGGCUCUCACUCUCACAGGGAAGAAGGCGAACCAAGCACUGAAGAUAGCGUCGGGAAUGAACAAGACGACGACGUUCGAGACGCUGGGAUUUCUCGGAUCCGUUCCUCGUCUUCCGCUUCUGAUAAGAGCCACCACCGCCGGAAUUUUACGGCGGCGAAGCCUCCCCCGCCCCGGCCGCCGUUCAAGGUAGUCGAUGAGGUGAUCGGCGUGGUAGUUCCCAGGAAGGCCCGUUCAGCUUCUUUGAAAAGGUUGCAUGAGAGCUGGGUCUCCGGGGGCACCGGCGGUGGGGAGAAUCGGACUUUCCGGCAACGGUCGAAUUCUCCGGGAAGGCGAAUUGUUGAACCGGCCUGGCCUUCUUCUUCGAAUGCUUCUGUUAGGAAGAAGAUGGUCAGCGCAAUUUUUUCAAUUUUGUUUUUUUGUGGGAUUUGUUAUUUUGAAGGACUAAGUUUUGAGAUGUUUGUGAAUGUGAUGUUUAAGAAAGCGAUUGAAGCUGAACCAGAGACAUUGAAAUUGGCUUCAUCGGACAUCGAGAUUGAGAUAGCCGAGCUUUUAACCGGUUUGAGGAGUUCAAAGGGCCACGAGUUUUCAUCGCAGAAGCUGGAAGCAAGCAUGGAUCACCACGCCUCAGAGUCUUGUCACUCUAAGGAUAUUGCAGAGAAGAAUAAAUUGGAAGAGUUUAAAGAUCCGAAGUAUUCGUGUGAAGAUUUAUUAAGAAUUCAGGGCCAGGAGCAACCAGCAGAUGUGGAUUGUCAUGAAAAUGGGUCAUCAGCGGUUCCAAAAGAGGACAUUGGGGAAGACAAAGUGAAUCCAGGUGCUGGAUUUGGUGGUGCUUAUGUAGGUACUGGAAGAUUUGAUGCCCCUACAAAUGAAUCACAAUCAUGCUCCAAGUUGGAUGCUGAUAAACAGGAUUCAGCUUCUACCAGAAUGAUGUGUGAUGUUCCUGAUGCCAAUACCAAACGAGUUGGCAAGUUUGAGAUAGAUCUGAUGGCUACUCCUCCUAUGAUGCUAUCCCUAGAAGGGGAUGAUUUGUCAAAGAGUCAAUUGACUUCAGAAACUAAAGCUUUGGCACCGGAUGUGGAAAUGAAGAGGAUAGACAGUAUUGAAGUUGAAGACAAGGCAGAAAGACCAGUUAACCAAGAGAAAACUCCGGAAGAAAUUGAAGAGGCGAAUAUGAUCGAGUUUAAGAAAAAAUUGAAUGUGCUAAAACAUGAUUUGGUGACGCCAAACAAUGACAAUGACAUAAUGACAAACAAUAAAUUGGAAAAGCAGGAUAGGAAUAAGGAACAGCCAAGUAUAUCGUCAAAUCCCAAAGUGCAGAAAAUUGAUCAUUCUAGUUCAGUGCCUUUGCCAGCUGGUGUAUCAGGACGGCCAAGCAAUCUCACUUCUAUUGGAUGCAAGCCACUUUUGCAGAAAGUUGGGGAAACAGAUAAAACCAAAGGAGGAUCAUCGAAAUCCCCACAGGGUGUGAAUUCUGUUCUCUCUCAACCAAAACGAAAGAGAUGUGCAACCCAUUAUUACAUUGCUCGUAACAUCUUACACCAGCAGUAUACAAAGAUGAGCCCCCCUUUACCAGCUGCUAUUGGCCCAGGUUCUCUGUGUGGCAUUAAACCCAACAAUGUCGACUGUGUACCCUCUUCUAGCAAGCAAUCUCAAAAACACUUUCCAGGUGUAAACCAAAAAGGUGCACAAGAGAAAGUGUUGGUUGCUACAAGCGAUCCUAGUCUUGCUGCAUUUAGAAGUUCUAAUAAUGCCAACCCAAUGGAUUCAACACACAUGCAGCUUGUGCUCCAACAAGGUCCAUAUCCUGGCUCAAUUGGUACUCUAGUGCAGGGUCCUGCUUUUGUAUUUGGUCCGGGCCAGCAUCAAGCAUCAGUAGCAGCACCUACUAAUCAGGCAGGCGGUGUGAAUUUUCCCAGCAGUGCUUCCUCUUAUAAUAGGUCUCAUAGUUCGGUUGCCGGAUCUCUUGAUACCUCUUCUACUCUGCCUGCAGCUGCUGCUGCAAUGAGCUGUAGCUACCCAAAAUUUUCAGCCAACGAUUCUCCGUAUGUGACUAUAGUUUCCAAUAAUGGGUAUUCAUUCCCCUAUUCAACUGCUGUGAUCAGAGGUGUAAGUCCUGGUGGGCCUUUCUACUCUUCUCAAAUACUCCAUCCUCUUCAGUAUCCACAACAGCACCCUCACUCAAAAGUACUGGUUCAACCAAGUUAUCCUAAUGCAAGCAUAUCAAGUAUUUCAUCAUCUCAUAAGCAGUCACAGGGUGCACAAGGUAAUGGUAAUAAUAUCAUGACCUCUAAAACAAGGGAACAGCCGUCACAAAAGCAAAGAACUCCCCAGUCUCAUCCUCGGAAGCAUGAGGUUGUUGUGGGGGGCGAGAACGUACCAUCUGUUGCUAAUCGAACAUCUUAUGCACAGAAGAAUGUGCAUGGGCAGAACUUCACAAUUCCAGUUCAGCCUAUGAACCUUUCUUUUAAGCCAUCUGCAACAUCAGAUAAAGCUGGUGGCAACAGUGGGAUUUUUGCUGACAAGCAGCAGAAACAACAGGCUUCAAAGGGGGGAGUUGAAAUUGUACCAUCUCAAGCGUUUGCAGUAUCGUUUGCUACAUUUAAUGGGACCAGUGUUCCUUCAAGCCUUAACUUCUCAUCCAUGGCACAGAACCCACAGAUACUCCACAGUCUGCCUGAUAUUGCGUACCAAGGAUAUCCAGCUGCAAGUACACCUUAUACUACUCAGCAGAAGACUUGUUCAAUUACUGGAGAUAAGAGUGGAGGUAAUUCCUCCCAACAAGAUGAUGUUAAGAAGAUCACUCAUGGAAAGUCACCAACCAUUGGGCCAACUACUCUUGUCUUUGACAAUUCAUCAAAGAAUCAAAACUUUGUGAUGAGUAGUACGAGUGGAAACUGGCCUAGUGGCGCCAUUGCUUCAACUGCGAUAAUAAACAUGCCUUUUUCCGGUAAUGCUUCAGGUUCUCAACAGCAGCCGCAGUCGCUUCAGCUUCAGAACAUGCAACAGCCGCGACCUGCCAUGUCUACUCGAAAGAAAGCAUUAUCUGCCACAAAGUUUGCAAUGGACACCCCUGUUUUGUCACAAAGCCUUGCUCAGUGCAAAAGUUCUAAUCAAAAUUCUCUCUCUAAGACCUUGGGAAGAACCACAGCUUCUCAUGUUCAUCACAAGUCUAUUAUAACAUCUAGUGCUCCAACCGUCAAAAGUUUACCUCAGGAGAAAGGAAGAGACUCAAAGGGUCAUAAGCAAAUUUCUUUUGGGGGAAAUUACACCACUUCGUUGCCAACCCAAGGAGCAAAGGCAACAACCACUCAAUAACAACCAGCUUUUUUAUACAACAGCAACUGAAACUUCAUUUAAUGGGGGCAACUUGGUGCCAAAUUCAGAGGGAAUGAAAGUUAGUUCGUCAGUUCCUUCACAUUCUCAAUAGACCCUGUAUUCUUCUGCUGGCAGUGGCAAAAAGCCUUCCCCAGUUUGUAUGCCCCAUCAAUCCUGCGCCAAGGUAGAAUAUAUUCUCCGCAAUCGCAGAUUUAGUCUCAAUCUUUCGUUAUCGUCAUAUAUUCUGGAGGCCCUUGGCCUUGAUGCUACUGUUUCAUGUUCAAGCUGCAAUUUACAGGUUUAUUACAGGGUAUGAUUGAAGGAAAAAGUUUUGGUAGCUUAUAUCACCUCAUGGCAGCAGGGUGCUGGAGUUUUGCAUGAUGUUAUUUUUUAGGUGGUAGUAAUUUUUUUUAGUAGUAGGCACCGCUAUCUUAUCAUAUUUCUUGGUUGGUUAGCUUCUGGAAGGUUUUUACAUUCUUUGGGGUCUAAUUAAUUUGGCAUAUCAAAGCAUUUUUAUGUGUAUAUAUGAUUUUUUGGUCUCCCAUAGCAUAGCAAAGAAUGUACUUGAAUUCAUUUUUUAUUGAAAAAAAACCUGCAAUUAUUUCUUUCA